This is a messenger RNA of Phaethon lepturus (White-tailed tropicbird), 1041 nucleotides long. It is a transcript of the gene OSER1, whose product is annotated as oxidative stress responsive serine-rich 1. The record is from RefSeq and is a predicted model, not a curated record. Lineage: Eukaryota; Metazoa; Chordata; Aves; Phaethontiformes; Phaethontidae. The coding region runs from base 41 to 925 and encodes 294 amino acids. The transcript is spliced from 3 exons. Gene Ontology annotation, biological process: cellular response to hydrogen peroxide.
CAGUACAUGGUAACUCUGUCAGCUUCUGGCUAUCCCAAUAAUGAAAACAGAAGCUAAGGAUGGAGAAGAGGAAAGCCUGCAGACAGCAUUCAAAAAGCUAAGAGUUGACACAGCUGGAUCUACUGCUUCUCUCCCUGUGGGUGAAGGGACAAGUCCUAGAGCACUAGUUAGAACAGUGGCAGAUGAAACCAAACCUAAGAAUGUGUGUACUUCUAAAGAAACCUGGCACGGGUGUAUGAAGAAGCCCUCAAGAGGAGUUGUGAGAACACAGCGUCGCAGGCGUUCCAAGUCUCCAGUUCUUCAUCCUCCAAAGUUUAUCCAUUGCAGCACAAAAUCCCAUUCCAUGUGCAACCAGCUAGUGCACAAGAGCCAGACUGAUGCCCCAGAAGACAGCACUGGGUUUGGGAUGCCAGUCCCAAAGGAGGCUUGUGCACACGAACGAUGCAGCGUUGCUCCUGAUGUUGGCCAGAAGGGAGCUGAUACUGAGUCUUUGGGAACUUCUGUUACGCAGUCAGAGUCCGAGAACAAACAGGAGAGCUCCCCAGCUGCUGUUUCUGUACUAUCCAAAGCAAGCCUAAAGACUACGGAGCUUUCUGACUUUCAAUCUAUGUCCAAGCUGAACAUGAAUAAGCCGUGUGCGUGUGCAGAUAAAGCCUGUCAGUGUAAACGAUGGCAAGAUAUGGAAGUGUACAAAUUCUCUGGCUUGCAGAACACCCUCCCGUUGGCACCUAAUAGAAGAACAGUUUCUGAGGAUCACUCCCAGUCUUUGCCAUCAAGAACUCCUUCAAGUUCUCCACGCUCUUGCUCUGAGCAAGCCAGGGCCUUUGUGGAUGAUGUGACUAUUGAAGAUCUUUCGGGAUACAUGGAAUAUUACUUGUAUAUUCCAAAGAAAAUGUCUCACAUGGCAGAAAUGAUGUACACCUGACGGCAACGAGUGCUAAAAACAGGAGGGUGGGUGGUUUAAAUCUGCCCUCUGUCGCAUUCAUGUGAGAUGCAAUCCUCUCCCUGCUCACUGUGCUUGCAAUAAAAACACCUUUUUGC